AUGGCAGCGCCGAGCACAGAAACGCUCAAGAUCUCUGACGGCACCACCAUGGAAAUCACCCGGCUGCCCGACAUUGAUGAUGCAACCUGGGCCGAGGUGAAGCAAUACGUGGAGAGUAAUCCCGAAACUGCAAAAUCUCUGCAGAACUUCGCCAAAAAUCCGGAGGCGAUGCGUGGUUGGCUUCAGACGCAGGCAAUUGCAGAGCACUACAACACGAAGAUCACCAGCGGAGAUGCCCCUGUCCAGGAUCGCGUCAAAUCGCUGGAACAGGAUCCCGAGCUGACAGCCAUGUUCGAGGACAUCAAGAAGAAUGGCAUGGAAGCUGCCAUGAAGUACUACCAGGACGAGGAGCUGAUGCUGAAAAUCUCCCAGAAGAUGGGAGGGCUUCCGGCUGAUCUUCAGCCGGUUCUGAGGAAGAUCGAGGAGACUCCCCUCACGCUCCAUGAGGCAGCCAAGAAUGGUGACCUCAAAGCUGUGCAGGACUUUCUGCAGAAGAAAAAGCCCUUGGACUCCCAGGACCACAAGGGCAUCACGGCUCUCGGCUAUGCAAUCGGCUCCAACCGCAUUGCAGUGGUGAAGCUGCUGCUCGAUAGCAGGGCGAAUCCAUUUGCAGUCGACAGCAAUGGCAACAGUGGGCUCCACUAUGCUGCUGGCUAUGGCCGCAAAGAGCUCCUGGAGUAUCUCCUCAAGGUGGGCAUCAACAUGAACCAGCGCAACGCGCAGGGCCAGACGCCACUGGCGGUGGCGCAGCUUAACAAGCAGGAGGCCACCGUUCAACUUCUUGCAGCCCACGGUGCACAGGCAUAA
Symbiodinium natans is the source of this 807-nucleotide messenger RNA. NCBI's taxonomy places the organism in Eukaryota, Dinophyceae, Suessiales, Symbiodiniaceae. The record is from the annotation of a GenBank genome assembly.